AUGAGUUUGUACAGUUUAAAGUCUAUGUUAAUUGUGGUUUUGUUGGUUGUAGCCGCUAGAAGUGGUGUGGACGGAUUCAAGUUCCCUGACAGGUUGGGAAGAGUUGUGGAGGAGGAGCUGAAAGAUCAUCUACCCGUCGAUUUUGUGAAGAAGUGGACACGACUUAGCCCUGCUGUAAAACAUAUGGCUAUUGACUUGCCGCUGACUGAGAUUUUACCGCAAGAAAAGAAACAGGUCAGUCCUGAUGGCUCUGUU
This is a messenger RNA of Candidula unifasciata, 255 nucleotides long. The record is from the annotation of a GenBank genome assembly. NCBI's taxonomy places the organism in Eukaryota, Metazoa, Mollusca, Gastropoda, Stylommatophora, Geomitridae.